AUGGCAUACCAGUCGCCAGCCGCCAUGACGACGAGCUCUUCCUGCCGUAUGACGCCCUCAGCCCUCAGUUCUAGGUCGCUUGACAUCGCUCCUGAUAAAUCGGAAAGUCGUAUGGGGAGCCAGAAGAGCAACGAUCUCGAGAACUUGAACCACCCGUACAACAAGACCGACAGUAGACCUGCUAUGCCCUACACGAUAGGCGCCACGUUCACUGCCCACCGUCACGUACCACCCGCGCCUUUCGGUAACGGUUACAACACUCCAUGGCCGCCUUUCAAGACAGGUCACUUCAGACUACCGCAACUCAACUACUGCCUCAUCCGACCGCCAAUUGAAGGGUGUACGCUCGAAGAGUCCUACACGUUUACCGUCACCGACACAAUACGUAUCGGCUCCAUAUACGGUGCGCAAGUUGUCUUGGUCAACGGAGAUAUAGUAGCAAAGAUAUACGACCCGCUUUACGAUGACGAGUUCGACAUCUUCGACGACAAGCGCGAUGUUGUCGUUCUAUCUGACGGAGAUUACUCACGCGAAGCCGCUGCGUACGAUGAAUUACGACGAGAUCCUAAGGCGCAACGCGUUGUCCCGGAAUACUAUGGUAGCUGGACUAUUGACGUAGACACGUUAGUGGACGGCCAGAUGUACACACGACACGUUCGGCUCAUACUCAUGGAAUACAUACCUGGUACUGUUAUGACCGCCAUAAAGCCUCAUCUGCUCUCUGCACAAACUCGCUCGGCGAUUAUGAAGAAGGUUCUAGAAGCCGAGUCCCUCAUCUUCGCCGCCGGUGUCCUGCACCGCGACAUCGCGCCUCGCAACGUCAUGCUCGUCUCCCCAUCACCCGCAUCUUCCCUCGACGACCCAGACCUCCGCAUCGUCAUCAUCGACUUCAACGUCUCCAAUGUCAUUCGGCUCAGCGAACCCCGUCCUGGCGACUCCGACUCCGCAUACAUACAACAGCAAUGGCCGGACAGGAUCAUGGGUCCCAUAACGAGGUUCUGGAAUGCGAUGAGCGAUUUUGCGUUCAAGGGUUGGGUUGGUCCUAAGCCGGAGACGACGAAUGAGUGGCUGUGGGAGUGUUUUGGGGAGAGGGGGGAGUAUGUGCCGCUUGUUAGGGAUGCGGGGGAUAGGAAGGCUUGUCCUAAGAUUGAUUGGGGUGCAGAUCUGGAGAACGGGGGCACGCGGACGGAUGUAUAG
Alternaria infectoria is the source of this 1197-nucleotide messenger RNA. RefSeq lists its product as uncharacterized. Gene Ontology annotation, biological process: protein phosphorylation. NCBI's taxonomy places the organism in Eukaryota, Fungi, Ascomycota, Dothideomycetes, Pleosporales, Pleosporaceae. Gene Ontology annotation, molecular function: ATP binding; protein kinase activity. Bases 1 to 1197 code for a protein of 398 amino acids. The transcript is spliced from 2 exons. The record is from RefSeq and is a predicted model, not a curated record.